Messenger RNA from Parnassius apollo (apollo), 1314 nucleotides. The record is from the annotation of a GenBank genome assembly. NCBI's taxonomy places the organism in Eukaryota, Metazoa, Arthropoda, Insecta, Lepidoptera, Papilionidae.
AUGGAUUGCUUUAAGUGUAAAAAAAAUGUUACUGAAAGGGAUGUUAUUAAAUGUACGGGAUGUAAUAUGUACAUGCAUUAUCAAUGUGCUGAUUUAUCUGAAACUGAAUUCAAAAAAAUCCUCCCUAUGAAUAAAAUCAAAUGGAAAUGCCCACCCUGUAAAAAUAAGAGGCUCGCUGGUACGUUAGGAGGGACAGUGUCACCUAAGUUUAAAGAUUGCGCUACUACGUCUAUUUUAAACGUCGACACCGACGCCUUGACGGAAUAUAUGGAUGCGAAACUUGACAGUCUGCGCCAGCAGUGGCAGGAGGACUUAAACUCAGCCAUUCAAAAAGUAUCUAAAACUUUUGCGCAAGAUAUUAAUAGGCUAGAAAAACGUGUUGAUUCAUGGGAGGAGCGCAUAAAGGAACUCGAGCAAAACUUUACGGCAUCGCAUAGUCCUGACGUCACCCUGAUGCAGGAAAACAACGAGCUUCGCGCAGAUUUGGAGAAUUUACGUGCCAAGUUUGAUGACCUCGACCAAGCCUCUCGCAGUUGCAACGUGGAAUUACAAAACAUUCCUGAUAAAAAGGCUGAAAACCUGAUUCAUUUAUCUAUAGAGGUUGGUAAGCUAAUUGGCGUCGAUAUCAAGGCAAGCGAUAUUAGAUCUGUUCAUCGCGUGGCUCCAAAGGCAUUAUUCUCACAUUACAAUAUUACUGGUGACUUUAAUUUACCCUACCUGGAAUGGUCAUCUGAUGGUCCAUCCUUGAGACCUGUUAAUGCAGUUACUGAUACAGCUAAAUUAUUGUCUCAUAUUAUGGCCUUUAUGAAUUUGAAACAAAUAAAUACAUUAAAAAACGAAAACAGUAGAAUUCUUGAUCUUGUUUUAUGCAACUCACCUGAUUGUUCAGUUAAUAUCUCUGAUGAUCCACUCUUAAAAGCCGUUCCUCACCAUCCUCCGCUGGACAUUUUUUAUGAAACAACUCAAUCCAAGUAUAUACCCACCAACCAGAAAACAAAACGAAACUUUUACACAGCAAACUAUGACCAAAUUAAUACUGCUAUAUCAGAGACUGAUUGGGUUUCUGAACUCAGUUCUUCUUGUAUAGACACUGUAGUUGACAAAUUUUAUAACAAAAUUAUGCAUGUUAUUGAAUCUUAUGUACCACUUAUCAAAGUUAAAACCAAUAGAUUCCCUAAGUGGUUCUCUAAUAGCUUAAUUUAUACACUUAGGCGUAAAUCUAAAAUGUGGGCACGAUGGAAAACGUACAAUUCGUUACGUGACUAUCAAGAGUUCUCCCUAUUAAGAAAACAGUGCAAACUUCCAACUGUGUGA